GACAGCAAAGAGAAACGCCAAAAUAACCGCAGCUAAGCUCGCAUUUCGCAUUCUACUUUUCGCUUUUCCCUUAAACGUAUUAACAUAUCGUGAGUGCGUUAUUUUUCUCAUAUUUAUAUAGAAAAUGUCAUAAUUAAUUAAUAAAACUAUUGAAAAAGUGAAAAACAAUCACUAAAGUAAGUGGGUGCAGUGAAAACGGCAUGAAAAUCGUCCAGAAAGUGUGUCAAAUCGACGAAUGAAAAUCGAAAAACCUGCUUACAGUGAAGGUAGUGAGAAAAAUUUUCAUCUUUUCGUAUACACGAGUAAACGAGUAUGUUCGUACGUAGCGAGAGUGCGUGUGAUUGUGUAUAUUUUUGUGAGUGAAUUUUUGGUUUGCGCGAAUGGUAACAGCGAGAGCGCAAAACCAACGAGAAAAACGAAAACAAACUACAUAAAUGGUAAAUGGGUUGAGAAUGCGAAACGGUAGUGAAGUGUACGAAAUAUAGUAAAAAAUCAAAUAGUGUAUAAAGAGAAUUUCAAUGAAAAUAUAAAAUAAAAUGUUGACAACAAAUAAUAUUUUUACUGUGCAGACAAAACUAAUUUGCAGCGCAACAACAAAGACGCAAUUUUCGGAUUAAAGCAGAAGAUAACUAUCAAAAUCACAUCAGGUGUUUGUCACAAUACAGAACUCGAAAAAACAAAUCCCCAGAAAGAGCUCAAUAAACGCUUAAAAAUCUCGAAGCCGAAAAAGUAAUAUGGUCAAAAUGUGAGGCAACGAAAGAGGCAAAAAACAAGUUAAGAUCUCGCUAAAAAUGCAUAAGCGCAAGAGAGCAAAGUGAAAAGAAACAUUAUUAAAAAAAGUAAACACAGAAUAAGAAACAGAGAGAGAGAGCGUGCGGUGGAAGGAGAAAGAAGCAACACCAACAGAAAGCAGUGAAAAAGUAGCAGCGAAAUUCGAAAAGAAUUUGCGAAUACGCCAUACCGAACAAGAACAACAACACGUCCAACCCAGUCCUUGUGCAGUCAGCCGUACAGGCACACAGAGUCUCGGUUUACCCUCAUUGCGUAUCCCCUGAAAUUACACGCAUGCAAUUCUGCGACAUAUACGAAGAUACGUAAACGGCAACAACAGAAAACAACAACGAGCUGUCAUAAAGCCAAGACCACGAAGAUGCAAAGGAAAGCAGCAACGACGGUGUGAAGCGUCCCGAUUUUAGAGCAAAGAAAAUUCCAACUACAACAACAUCGAAAAGCAGACGCGGUCGGUCGUGCCUGCAACAAUAGUGAAACGUAAAGAAAAAUAUAUAAAUUGCUUGUUUGGGUGUGAGAGCGCGAACAGAGCACUGCUGAGACGCCACUAUAAAAGUCAUCGUGCUUAUACUCACACCUCAGCUGCAGCUGCAACAACGGUGAGGAAAAUUAAUUUUUUCCCUAAACAUUGCAGAGCAUAAAACAGGUAUUGUUUUCUACGAAACUAGGGUGAAACGCGAGCACGAGCUGCACAACUAGCAACGUGUCAAAGUAGAUACCAACUACGGAGAGAAGGUGAGUGAAGAAGAGCGCGCGCCAUAUACGAAAAGUACAUAUAAACGCAUUGUGGAGAGGCGAGCGUGUGCAGUGUGAGCGCGAUAUCAAGAGAGAGAUAGAGAGAACCAGUGAAAGGGAGUUGUUAAGCAGCGUAGACUUGCAACGAGAGCAGCUUGCCACAACUGGAACUGUUUUUAGUUGCAACGAGCGCGUGUAUUCGUAACGACGGGUGGUGUGGGUACACAACAACUGCAACAAAAACCAAUAGUCGUCGGGCUAGUUGCAAGCAAAAGGUGGUCACGCAAGUCCAAAGCAACAUACGAACAAAAACAACAACGAUUGACUAAAUAACAAACCGCCAGUCAAUAAGGAAGCAGCGCUCGGCGACAACACAACACACCAAACAAAAAGGUGCAAAAGGAAAACAAUAAAGCCAGCUGUCGGCUAAUACCCUGUGCUGGAACUAAAACACGCACACACACAGACAUUUACAUACGCACCACGACAGCGAGCGCUACACUUUACACCUUUUAUCCUCAACGAAGUGGAGUGGAAAAUAGACUUGGCUGACGGAUUGACUGAAAAGAGUCACAGAAGUGCCGUAUGAAACGCAACACGGCAGAAUAGUUUUUGUUUCUGAAGUGCGCGCUCACACACGCAGGGAAUUGCAGCAGAAACGUGUCGGUUUUGUUACGAAAGAAAUUAGCGCCCAAACGAGGUGGACAAAUCGCCGAGAGUAGUGAGCAUUCGCAAACAGGGACGUGACGCGUAAAUCACUGCGGUACGCUAAAACCGAUAAAAAAGCGUUAAAAAAGCAAUAGCGACAACAAUAACAACGUGUAGUGGCUAGUUUACAGUUAAUGGUGACGCAUUCGCAAAUGCAAAUUUCAUACGAGUAUUAUUAUUAUGGGUCGCUCCAAGUUUCCCGGGAAACCAUCCAAGUCGAUUAAUCGUAAACGCAUCAGUGUAUUACAAUUAGAUGACGAUGCGUCGACGACGACGACGACGGAGCCGGAGGAUGGUGUAAGCGCGGCGGCAACGACGUGUGUUGGCGGCGAUAAGCGCAGCGGCGGUAACUGUGAUGACGACGAAGAUGGACACAAUAAGAAAGGUGGUGGACCCGGUGGCGGUGGCACGAGCAUGGGUGGGGGUGGUGCCGGCGGCAGUGAGGCCGGUACGAGCGGUGGCACUGGGGGUGGAGAUGGCGCACGUAAUGGCCGCAAUGUGAAUGGCAACAGCAGCGCCGGCAACAACGGCAGCAGCAAUGGCACAAGUGGCGCUAGCGCUAGCGAUAGUGUUACCACAUACAAGCAAUGUGCUGCUACGAAAAACACCGCUGAGACGGCAGCGAAAAGAGCAGUGAUUGGCAAAGGCAAGAGUAGGAGCAGCAAUCGUGGCAAAAGAAAGCACAAGGAUACUAAAGAUAAAAGGCUUGCAACUGCCCUGGAUGACAACAAACACAGUGAUGAAAGUGCGGAUAAAGCAGACGAUGAAACGCGCGCAACGCGCCAUACAACAGCAGCAGCAGCAACGAAUGAUAAAGUUGAUGUUGCUGGCGAUUGCACGGUGGCUGUGGCAGCGCAUAAUGCGAAAAAGCAACAGCAGCAAGCUGCCAUAAUUACAAUGGCAACUGGAGAUGAAGAUAAGAUGGUUGCGAACGACGCAGAUAUGCAGGCGGUUGCUGAAAACGAUGAAGAUGACGGCUGUGAUGUUGAUGGCGUUGUCGAUGACGAUGACGAUAUCGACGAGGAUGAGUACGAGGAUGACAAUGCAUCGUCUACUAGUCGCAAAUCACAGCAAUCCGCCAGCUCCGCAGUCUCCACGUCAAACUCCUCCACCAUUACAACCACCAGCAAUAACAAUAGCAGCAGCACAGCGUCGGUAGCGUUGGCAUUUAGUCGCAGUAAGCGUGAUGGUAAAUUUAAAAACUUGAAUCUUGCCAAGCCUGAGGUGAUGUUGCCUUCAUCGGCCAAAUUACGGCAACUACAAAAGCAAAAUCAACUUAAUUGCUCAUCUCCGCCACCAACAGGACCAGCAGCACUGACAACAAUUGCCAGCAGCAGCAGCGCUGGCAACAACAAUGCCACCCUAACAAACUGCAACAAUAUAAGUACAACAAUACCCAGAGCGACAACACCGACCGCAAUGUUAUUUACGCGCAUCUCAAAUCCCUUCGCUGUCGCUGGCAAAAUUUGUGCGACGACGGCCGACACCGAUGACGACGACGAGGCAUCGUGUAUCAUGGCCGUUGAUGCGGCAAUAAAUGGCAGUGUGGGCACAAAAACUGCGCAAAACGGUGACAGUAGCGUUGGUGGUGGUGGUGUUGUUGUUGGUGCCGGUAGGGAAGACGGUUGUGCUGACAACGAAGGCGCUGCACUGAAAUCCAACAUGAAAACGAACGAAAUGCCUACAACCAGCUGCAGCAGCAACCAAAGGCCCAGUGAUAGUACGACAGCAGCGGCCGGCAGCCACAGUAUUGGUGAGUCAACCACUUCAGCCACAACGACAAGCGGCAAAGACAGCAGCAAAGCAGCCGCAAGCACAAGUAUUCCAGCAGCGACUACGGCCGUGGUUAGUAAUGCCUGCUCCACAACGUCCACAUCAGUAGCCGUAGUGUCCUCGUCAUCAUCUUCGUCGUCGUCGUCCUCGUCAGCUUCGUCAACCGCAUCGGGUGGCAAGCAGAAAAAGACCGUCACAUUCAAGAAUAUACUCGAGACGAGUGAUGAUAAGAGCGCCGUGAAGAAGUUCUACAAUCCCGACAACCGUACACCGCUCAUCUCGAUCAUGAAGAAGGAGUGCAUGAAUCGGCCAUUAUUGUAUUCACGCAGCAGCGAAUGUAUUGUGCGACCAUCGCGCCUAACCGAGAUACUCAAGAAUAAUUCAAAUAUCGACAAACUGAAUUCCUUAAAAUUCCGCUCCAGCCACACCAUCAGCGGUGGCGAAGCAACGGCAGCAACAAAAACAUCGCUGAGCGCUGCCGGUAUAACGUCGUCAACAACCGCAGUCAUAGCUUCGGUGUUCGGCGGUUCGGCGCUCGCCUGUGCUUUCGGCGCGCCAGCUGCCUUUGCCGAUGACCGCAAGCAUGACACAGUGGCAUUUAGGUUAAGUGAGACUAGCAAGCAAACCGCAAACGGUUAUGCAAACGAUAUCAAUCCCAAGCGUGAGCAUGGUGUGGAGAGCGCUGAUUAUGUGCGUGGCGGUGGCGCUACAUCUAACGGUACACACGGGCCAGCUGGCGAUUUCGAGCGGGACGAUGAUGAUAAUGCCAAAGUCAAAGCUGCUGAGGAGGAAGAUGAGGCUGCGGAGGAGGAGGACGACGAAGAGGAACAGCAAAUUGUGGUCGACAAGCAUUUCGUUCUGCCGAAACGUAGCACACGUUCGUCGCGUGUCAUCAAGCCGAAUAAAUGGUUACUGGAAGAUGGCAUCAUUUGCAAGAAGGUAUCACAUACCAAGCCGAAGCAAACACAUACGACCACAACAGCGCCGGCGGUGUCAACGACAACAACUACAGCAACAAGCAGUGGCGGUAACGUUGGCACAGCGAAGAAGGAGCAACAAAACUAUUUCGGCUUAGGUGACUACACAGAGGCCGGCACCGGUGCUGGCGAUAUUUUAGGUAUCAAAAGCGUCAAGGAUAACAAGAGCACAGGCUUCGGUGCAACCACAUUCGGUUCGAACUUCUCCUCACUGAAGGCGAAUAGUUUUGUUUUGCGACAGCCACGUUUGCAAUUCGACUCACUCGCCGAACGUAAUGCCACAGUGACAAAAUCCUUAAAUAAUCCAGCAAUGGCACCGUUGUCCAUAACCGUGCCGAAACCGCAGACAACAACAUUGGGUUUAAAGUCAUCAUUAUCCAAUAGCACAGCUGGCAGCACAUUCGGCAUGAGCAGUGUCAAUAAUUUGUUGAGCAAAAGCUCUCCAGGAUCAUCCUCCACACUGUGCAGCGUCUGCAGCACACCCGUGCAUUGCAGCAAUUUACAGCAGUCACGGAAGUUUGGUGUGCCGGCGUGCAUAGCAUGUCGCAAAUUCAUCUCGAAAAUCUCAAAAAACAGCUCAAAUACAUCACUAAAGAACUCGCAACUGCACUGCAAGGGAGACGGUAACUGCACGCUCCAACCGCACAUAAAAAGCCAUAUUAAGAACUUCAAAAAAAUCUACAAAGAGCGCUGCACCUCGUGCUGGCUGAAAAAGUGUCUACAAACGCUGCAAUUGUCACCCGGUGAUAAGUUAAGCUUAAGCGCCGCAUUGCCGCAUUCACUGCUCAAACAAGUGGAGGCGAAACGCGAACGCGACCACGAAGAUGAAGUUGAGCCAACGGCACGCAAGGAACCCGAUUUGUCCGAUCUCUCACCAACUGGCGGACUGUUUGGGACAGCACGUUUCAAAUGGAAGUCCACGUUGGAUGCAAGUGAGGGCUUGAAAUUGAAUCUGAAGAGCAAUCCACUGGCGGAGAAUAAUGCAACAUUCGGCAGUUCGGCUAUACUGCGACCGCCCAUAUUGGAGAAGCCGCUCUUCCUGAAAAGUCCAAUUGAGGUAACGCCGUCAUUGCAGCAGCAAGAGAAGCUGGAGAAAACAAACAGCACAAACAGCAAAAGUGAAAGUAAAGUGCAAGAACAGCCGGUAGCCGAGACCAGCACACAGCGUGUGGCAAAGAGUAAGCGUAGAGAGAAAUUGGAAAAGGAGAAACAGCGUGAGAAAGAUAAGGAAUGUCCCAGUAAAGCGCCAGAAAAGGAGAAGGAACAAGAAGUAAAUCAGCUAAAGACGGUGGCGAAUAACAAAGUAACAGUUACUGAGAACGUGACGCAUGCGCUGGCUGUCCAAACAAAAGCUGAUACUAAUGAGAUACUCACAAGAUCGGCAAAAGCUGCAUCACUAUCUCCAGUAACCACAAAUACUGCUGGUUCAGAAGCAAGUGGUGCAGCGUCAGUUGUUACCGCCACACAAGCCCUAACUGCAACAACAACGACUGGCAGCACAACCACAACAACAACCAGUGAACCGAAGCGUCAGCGCAUAGACUUGAAGGGGCCCCGCGUAAAGCAUGUCUGUCGCAGUGCGUCAAUCGUGCUUGGACAGCCAUUGGCCACUUUCGGUGAGGAAACCGAAGAGGACGAUGAAGACAGGCUAACAAUAGCCGAAUGCAAAGUGACUGCGGAAACACAGGCAGAGCUGACACCAGCAACCGCUAAGGCGGAGGAAAUUGUGAUCGAAAGUAGUAAUGAGGCUACAACAACAGCAACAACACUUGAGGAGGCACCAGGACAAGCAGUAAAAGUAGCAGUAGAAUUGAAAGCAACGCCCAGCGCUGAGAAAACUAGUAGCAUUGAUAAAGAAGAGUUGGCGCCUACACAACCGCCUACUCAGUCGGUAACAGUGGCGAAACCAAGUGAAAGCGUUAAGGCCACGGCACUUGUUGAAUUUAGCAUACCAACAGCAGAAUCUCAUGCGGGACAACCAGCAGCGAAGACGGCGAAAAUCAGCAGCAUUGCAAUGGCUGAAAAGAAAGAUUACAUAGCUACCGAUGAAAUAGUAGUGGAGGCAACCGAAAAACCUUUGCUGCCAUUGCAGCCCUCCAAGGCAGUCACACGCAACUCGAACAACAGUAAUAUCAACCUGCAAAUACAACGCAGCACCACAACGUCCACCUAUGCCACGACAUUUGGCAAGAAACCGAUACGUCAAAUCAGCAGCGAUGUCAACAUAGCAUAUCAACAACAACAGCAACAACAGUUAUUGCGUCGCAAAGAGCCACACAAGGCGAAAACAUUGAUCUCAAUCGAUUUCUGGGAGAACUACGAUCCGGCUGAAGUGUGCCAAAGCGGCUUCGGCCUCAUCGUCACCGAGACAGUAGCACAACGCGCACUCUGUUUCCUCUGCGGUUCGGCGGGCUUAGAGCCACUGAUCUUCUGCGCCUGCUGCUGUGAGCCAUAUCAUCAGUAUUGCGUAAUGGAUGAGUAUAAUUUGAAGCAUUCCUCACUGGACGACACCAUGCUCAGCUUUAUGGAUAUUUCGACAAUGGGUCACAGCACCGCUGCACCCACACCCGAGCAACUAAAUCAAAUAACAAAUCGCCUAAAUUGGCUUUGUCCACGCUGUACCGUCUGCUACACGUGUAAUAUGUCGUCCGGUUCGAAGGUGAAAUGUCAGAAAUGUCAAAAGAACUAUCAUUCCACGUGUCUGGGCACUAGCAAACGGCUGCUGGGUGCCGAUCGUCCACUCAUCUGUGUGAAUUGUCUCAAAUGCAAAUCGUGCGCCACAACAAAAGUCUCGAAAUUCGUCGGCAAUCUGCCAAUGUGCACACCAUGUUUCAAGUUGCGCAAGCGCGGCAACUAUUGUCCGAUCUGUCAGAAAUGUUACGACGACAAUGAUUUCGAUCUGAAGAUGAUGGAGUGUGGCAACUGUAAUCAUUGGGUGCAUUCGAAGUGCGAAGGCCUCUCCGAUGAACAAUACAACCUGCUGAGCACACUACCCGAGGCCAUAGAAUUCAUUUGCAAGAAAUGCGCGCGUCGCAACGAAGACUGCAAAAUGAAGGCAGCCGAAUGGCGCAUGGCCGUGUCGGAGGAAUUCAAGAGCAGUCUAAUGAGCGUGCUCAAGCUGCUGAGCAAGUCACGGCAGGCAUGUGCGCUACUCAAGCUAAGUCCGCGCAAGAAAGUGCGUUGCGUUUGUGGCAAUAGUACCGCGCAGUCUAGCAGUCGCGCGCAGCCAAAGAGUCUACAGUUCAGCAGUGAGACCGAGAGUUUGCCGCGCACAUUAGCCGGUAGUGAUGGUGAAUCUCAAUGCAGUGAUGUCUACGAAUUCAAAGAUAAACCCAGUGAGGACCUGCUGCAAGACAAAUGCACUUGCCAGCUGAAGACGUCCAACUAUAGUAGUGUAUACGGCACUGGCAGCGCACAAGCGUGCAAUCUCAGUUUAAUGGAUAUUAAGAAGAAAAUCAACAAUAACGACUAUGUUUCACUAGCUGAAUUCAACUACGACAUGAUCAAUGUCAUACAGAGUGUGAACUGUGAUGAAUUGGUGAUUGCCUACAAUGAAAUAUUGAGUGAGCAAUUUCCUUGGUUUCAAAAUGAGACAAAAGCAUGUACCGACGCGCUCGAAGAGGACAUGUAUGAGUCCUGCUCCUAUUCGUUGGGCAAUUCCAUGGAUGCACAAGAUGAUUUUGUCGAAGAGCAGCACAAUCGUUCAGUACUCGAUCUGCCGGAAGAUAUCGAAGAGGUGCUAUACUCGCUGAAACCGCGUGACGAUCUACGUACCUGCCUUUUCUGUCGCAAAUCCGGUGAAGGGCUCUUCAAUGAAGAGUCGCGUCUGCUGUAUUGCGGUCACGAUUGCUGGGUGCACACGAAUUGUGCCAUGUGGUCGGCUGAGGUUUUCGAGGAAAUCGAUGGUUCCUUGCAGAAUGUGCACAGCGCAAUUGCGCGCGGUCGCAUGAUAAAGUGCACAGUUUGUGGUGGUCGUGGCGCCACAGUAGGUUGCAAUGUUAAAUCCUGUGGUGAACAUUAUCACUAUUCAUGCGCGCGCAACAUCGCCUGCGCAUUUCUUACUGACAAGUCGGUUUACUGUCCGGAGCAUGCGCGGAAUGCGUUGCGUAGCAAUACUUCGCUGACGAUCGAAACUAAUUUCGAAGUGGCGCGUCCUGUCUAUGUGGAGCUAGAUCGUAAACGUAAGAAGCUGUUGGAGCCCAGCAAAGUACAGUUUCAUAUCGGUUCGCUUGAGGUUAAACAAUUGGGCACGGUCUUUCCGCGUUUCUCCGAUACCUAUGAGGCUCUUAUACCGAUCAACUUUCUCUGCUCACGUUUGUACUGGUCAUUCAAGGAACCAUGGAAGGUCGUCGAGUAUACAGUACGCACAGUUGUGCAAAACAACUACUCCACAUUGACUGCGCUCGAUGCUGGGCGCAAUUUCACUGUGGAUCACAGCAAUCCAAAUGUUUCACUGGUUCAACUGGGUCUCGCGCAAAUCGCCUGUUGGCAUAGCAGUCUGGCGCGUGGUGAAUCGAUGGACUACGACGCAGUUGAAUUGCGUAAUUCAACGCUGACAAAACUGCUACCCGAGUACUUAAUGCAGAGCCAGAAUUCUUGCCCAGCACCAGAUGAGAAUACGGAAGAAGAGCCGCAAACGAAUGCCGAUUUGUUACCACCGGAGAUCAAGGAUGCCAUUUUUGAAGAUUUACCGCAUGAUUUGCUCGACGGCAUUUCAAUGCUUGAUAUCUUUCCCAAAUGUAUGAUUUACGAAGAGAUGUGCGGCACCAGUGAAGGCAGAACGGCUGAGAUGUAUCUGAAUGAACAGUCGAAAGAUGGCGCUGUCAAUUCAACUUCUAUUUCCGCGUUAGCUGCAUCAAAUGCUAUCAACAGCGGCAACUGUAGCGCCUCUAGUGCUCAGGUGUCGGAUGAGGAUACAGCGAAUUCGUCACUCAGCAAACAAUUGGAGCUCAGCAAUUCCUGUUCAUCAAUCAACGCCGCCAUGGCCAUCGGCCACGUUGAGGAUGCGUUAUUGUCCUGCACACGUGCCACAAGCACACAGUUGAAACGUGCAAUGUGCGCCACAGAGUUGCAACGCAGCUCGGCCGAAAUUCGCAAGAAAACAUUCAGCAAAUUUGAAAGCGCCAGCACAGUCGCGGCUGCUGCGGUAAUAAAAAAGCGAAAACUCAACAAGGGUCUACCCGAGCUACGAAUUACCGAGAGCAUACUACAGAGUCUGAGUCAGCAGCGCACAAAGAAGGACAAUGCAACAAUAGCCCUGAGCGCUUCACGGCGCCAGUCAGUUUCGAGUGAAUCGGAAAGUGCCACUACGCUACGCACAAAGCAAUUCACAUGGAGCGCCGCUAAGCGUUAUAUUGAACCGCACAUAGCCGUCGAAAAGGAUGAAACGAAAAUUAAGCUGAUGCAAGUUGACGGCGUAGACGAUUCCAUCACUGAGUACCGCAUAAUCACCAGUGACACGCAGUUCACCGGCACCGUCAAGUGUGAACGCUGUCAGUGCACCUACCGCAACUAUGAGUCCUUUCAACGUCAUCUUGCCACCUGUGAGCCGCUUUCCACCAGCGAAUCUGAGUCUGAAGCCACCUCACGCUCACCGGGUUCAACAGCGAACGGUAGUCCACCGCUGGCCGGUAUGGAUGCCAACAUCGAUCUGAGCAAACUGGGGCAAGCGCAACGCACAGCUACGCUCACCAGCAGCGCCAACAGUAUGCCCUUUCUACAGGCCUUCUCACAGGCAAUACCACUCGGCAGCAUACAGGCGAAUCUCAAUGGCAUACCUAUUGCGAAUAUGAGCAAUGGUUUCCAAAGCGUACAGGGAUUGCAGAAUAUACAGACCUUACAAAACAUACCGGGCUUGCAGAAUAUACAAUUGCAAAGCUUGCAGACACCGCAGUCACUUGGCGGUGGUUUCUUCAUUUCACCGGCGAAUCCAACCACAUCAACCACCGAUGAAGUACAGCUGUUGAAUUCGCUGCAAAGCUUGACGGCGAAUUUGAAUGGCACCUACACCUUGGCACCCACUGCCGGCUUUGGCACCACCACAGUGCAGGCAGCACAACAGCAGCCACAACUAAUCGCCGUCUCCUCAUCACCCGAUGGCACACAACAGAUCAUACAGCUACCGUCGGGUGUCACAACACAAUCGAUGACCAACCAACCGCUGUUGCAGGGCAUCAACGCUUUCCAAACACUUCAGACGACAAAUGGUGAAAAGAAGUUUGUGCUGCCAAUUGCCAGCGGCAAACCGUUAAAGACGGUCGCCACAAAAGUUGCGCAACAAGCAGCCAACGCGGUGAAAAAUAAAUUGAAAACCAACAGUAAUACCGUUAAACCGAUACAAUCGAAGACUGUAACGGUAUCACAACCCUCCAUGCAGUCGUUGGCAACAGCCACGCCCAUCACAGUGCUGAAUACUGGCACCAACGCCACACAAUUGCUCAACCAGAAUUUGCUACAACAAAUGCAGGCCGCCGGCUUAACGGCCGCCACCACCACCACACAGCAGCCACAGUUGCUCUUCCAAACCGGCAACGGCCAGCAGCAGCCGAUCGUCAUGCAACAGCUGAGCGCGCCGAACGCUACAGUGCCGCAGAAUAUUAUCUCCUUUGUGACGACCGAUGGCACACAAACGCCACAGGUGCAAUAUAUGACCAUACCCACGGCUAAUGAUUUUAAGCCACAAACACAGGCGACACCAUUCAUAACGGCAACCGCAACACCGGCACCGACGAAUCAAUUCUUGCAAGGCGCAUUUCUGCAAACGGACGCCAGCGGUAAUCUGAUGCUUACCACUACCCAAACACCGACGGGCUUGCAAAUGCUAUCUGCUACGCCGUUGAAUAUAGCAACCGCAACGCAAGCGCCCCCGCAACCGCAAGUGAUCGGUACGCUUAUAAAUCCGCAGACGCUGCAGUUGGGCGGUAAUGUCAUAGCGACAACAACGGAUCCACAACAACAGCAACAGGUGAUAAUUGGUGGCGGUGCGACGGGACUGGAGAUGAUAGCCGCAUCGAAUGCGUCCGCACCGCAAGUCAUACUCUCCACCCAGCCAAUGUACUACGGGCUGGAGACGAUUGUGCAGAAUACAGUGAUGUCGUCACAGCAAUUCGUGUCCACCGCCAUGCCGGGCGUGCUCAGUCAAAAUGCCAGCUUUUCAGCGACCACCACGCAGGUUUUCCAGGCCAGCAAAAUUGAGCCGAUUGUCGAUAUACCAACUGGAUAUGUUGUACUCAACAAUGUUGAUGGGACGUCGUCAAUUGUACAGCAACAACAACAACACCAGACUACAACACAACAACCGAAUUUCCUUAAUGCUGCCACGGUGAUACAACAGCAGCAGCAACAACAAACACAACAGCAAACUGCACAGAGCAGCGAAUUACAAAGCAACGAACAACAACAACACCAACAAAUUUUCCGCUUACAAACAACUGACAAUAGCGUUUCAGUUGCAGUAACGGCAGCGACGAUCACACCAACUGUGACAGCGUCCACUUUCCAAUUCCAGCCACAAUUGGUGGAACAGCAACAACAACAACAACAGCAAACAAACAAUAAUGUGCAUGUUGUCACCGCUAAAGUACCGCCGGUUGCACAGGUGAAACGCAGUAACGCCGUAAAGGCAACAACCGUUACGAAGGUGCAGCCGCAGCAAGUGGUGAAUAAGGUGUUGCCCACCACAAUGACGCAGUCCACGCAGCAAGCGCCCAAAUUAAGUAACAAUAACAAAGCGCAACAACAACAACAAGCGUAUGCACGCAACGUCGCAGUGUCUAACGCGGCAGUAGCAGCCACAGCCGCGGCAGCAGCUGUUGAGGCACACAUCACACUGACACCGGUCACAAAAGCAACAACGCCCCAACACAGCAGCAUUGCUUACACCAAAGUGUCCAAUCACACAGACACUGCCGCUGUGUCCAUAUUUGUGACAUCAGUUUCGACAACAACAACAACGACAAGCAGCAUCAACCAGACGACCACGGUGAAGACAUUGCCUACCGUGGCGGCAACAGUGACGACGGCGGCGCGCAAAACCAACAUGAUCCGACCAAUCACCGCCAAUAAGGCGGAGGUGAAGCCGAAAGUGGUGAAGACGACUGCGACCACGGCGAAUAAACAGCAGCAGCAACAACAACAGUCAUCGGCGCCACAACUGCAGCUGCAACAACACCAACAGUUGCCACAACAACAGCAGCAGCAGCUACAGACGCCACAACCGCCCACCCAACAAGCGAUGAAAAUGGCAAUGCUGAAGCCACAACCACAAACAGCGCAAGUUUGCUUGCCACAAGCACAGCAGCAACAGCAGCCGCAACAACAACAGCAACCACCACAACAACAACAACAGCAGUCACAAUUACAGUCGCAACAAUUUUCUGCGGAGCAGCCACAUAGCCUGCCAUCAGCAUCCGUGUCCUCGGCUGCCAUACCAGUGCCGCAGAGUGCAGGUACAGGCAAUAACAAUGUCAACAACAGCAAAUUGCUGGAAUACCAGCAGUCAACCACUGUGAUGCAAACACAAAAUUUUGCCGAGGCGCCACAACAGCCGUACAACAAUGCGCCCACAGUUAUGUACAACAGUGGCGGCGUCGUGCCGGAGGAGCAACAUCCACCAGCACCGCACCUAACCAACGGCAAUAUAUCGCACAGCUACGACUGCAGUCACCAGCAGCAGCAGCCGCAGUUGCCACAUACGCAACAAAUUGAGUUUAACAGUCUCAGUUUGGAGCAGGUGGAGAGCUUCGCGCCGCCCACGCCGCAGCAACAGGAACCGCAUGAGCAGGAGAACAGCAUCUUGGCGGUAGCGCAUACGCACACCAAUAGCAAUGCCGCAUUGACGGGUAUUAACAACAACACCAACAACGGCAAUGCGCGUUGCCUGCAAUACACGAACUCGGCGUUCGGUAACGUCAAUGUUCCGACCAACAUCGUGAAUCCACUGCAACAAACACUACAGUACAACAACAACAGCGGUAACAACACCAACGCCACGACAACAACAAUGGGUUCACGUCCCACAAAUCGUGUAUUGCCCAUGCAGCAGCGGCAAGAGCACAUAGUCGCCACAACGCCGCCGCUGCAAGUCAAACCGCCGACCGGCGUCAUGCCGAAACUGUCCGUUAUGAGCGCAGUGGACGCCAAGUGUUAUGAGAGCAGGAACGCGGGGAACAGUGCUAAGAUCUAUUAUGAAGCGGAGGUGAAGAAGGAUGAGCAAAUGAUGCACAUGCUGCACUCGCCGCAACUCCACCUCCACCAACAGCAGCAACAACAACAACAGGUCAUGCAAAUGCAACUACACGAAUCGCAUCAAGAAACGGCGAUCAUGAUGAAAUCGCUAUCGCCUGAGUCACAUUUCGUCGAUGACUCUAUUAAGUGUGACUUGGAUCUGAUAGAAACCGAGACUACCCUGUCGACGACUUGCCAGCAGUUACAGGAAAUGGUCCACAACAAUUUGCCGCGCUACACGGGCACCUGUCUGGUGGCAAAUGAGAAGCCCAAAGAGAUGACACCCACACCGGAAGAGGCAUAUGGGCUCAAUGGUCAUGUGGAUGCCAUGGCUGGUAGUGAUAUAUGCGAGCAUGAUGGUGAUUGUAUGGACGAUAUGGAUGAUGAUGAGGACGACGAUGAGGAGGACGAAGAUGAAGACGAUGAUGGCUUUAGCUUGAAAAUGCCCACUGAGGAUGACGAUCACGACAUGUCCGACAGUGAUGAGCCCGCUGUGAAAGAGAAAAUUAGCAAAAUACUCGAUAAUCUAACGAAUGAAGACUGCGCCGACUCGCUGGCCACAGCCACAACAGCCGAAGCGACAAAUCUGGAGUUGAAUAACGUAAACUAUCUGAGCGGCAUGCCAGGUGUCGGUGCUAAAAUGAAUGCCGACGCAAUUAAGUAUCAGAAUGACAUCCCCAACAACUACAACGCAGGCGUAAGCGCGGAGGAUACGGCCGAUGUGGCAGCAGCCGCUACAGAAUACAUCACACAAAUGGCCGCCAAGAUGAGCGCACACAUGCCCAGUGGCUCGCUCGAAGUGAUAGGCACAAAUUUCGAUUUGCAGAAACUCGCGCCCAAACUAAUGCCACCCAUGCCUAUGAAUACGAAUGCAAACCACUGUGCGGCCGCGCAACAAUGCGACGAAGUACGUACACAUGAGCCUUUAUUGGCGACACGCAAACCAACACCACCGCCGCCGCCACCACCGCAACGCGAUCCGAAGAAAAUCACCGGUCCACACUUGCUCUAUGAGAUACAAAGCGAAGACGGUUUCACCUAUAAGUCCAGCUCAAUUGCGGACAUUUGGGAGAAAGUCUUUGAAUCAGUGCAGGUGGCGCGUCGCGCACAUGGUUUAUCGCCCCUACCGGAGGGUCCACUCGCAGAUAUGGCCGGUGUGCAAAUGAUGGGUCUAAAGACGAAUGCGCUGAAGUAUCUCAUCGAACAGUUGCCGGGUGUGGAGCGGUGCACCAAAUAUACGCCGAAAUACCAUAAACGCGCAACAACAAACACGCAUUCAGCGUCAAUAAGUGGCGGUCCAUCAGCCGCGGCAGGUAAUAACGCCGCGGUGGCAAGCGCCACGCUCGCGUGCAGCAAUAUGGAACUGAAUGGUUCACUAGACUACACGUCCGAUCCAGAUGAGCUGCAGGAGAAUCCAUACGAUAGUGCGCGCUGUGAACCAUAUUCGACGCGCUCCGAAUACGAUAUGUUCAGCUGGUUGGCAUCCAGGCAUCGCAAACAACCGAUACAGGUGUUUGUGCAGCCCUCCGACACUGAGCUCAUACCGAGACGCGGAACAGGCAGUAAUCUACCGAUGGCUAUGAAAUAUCGCACGCUCAAGGAGACCUACAAAGAUUAUGUUGGCGUCUUCCGCUCACACAUACAUGGACGCGGUCUCUACUGCACAAAGGACAUCGAAGCGGGCGAAAUGGUUAUUGAAUAUGCAGGCGAAUUGAUACGUUCCACUCUAACCGAUAAGCGUGAGCGCAACUACAAUAGUCGAGGCAUUGGUUGCUAUAUGUUUAAGAUAGACGAUAAUUUGGUGGUGGACGCAACUAUGCGCGGCAAUGCGGCGCGUUUUAUAAAUCACUCUUGUGAGCCCAAUUGCUACUCCAAAGUGGUGGAUAUACUCGGACAUAAGCACAUAAUUAUAUUCGCCUUGCGCCGCAUCGUACAAGGCGAAGAGCUAACCUAUGAUUACAAAUUUCCAUUCGAGGAUGAGAAGAUACCCUGUUCCUGUGGUUCCAAGCGUUGCCGAAAGUACUUAAAUUGAAGCGUUAUAAAGAAAAGUGAAAAAAACCAGAAUAGAACAAAAACAACAAUGCAAAAGAGCUUGGAUCAUAAAUUAAAUAUUUGUAUAUACAUACUCAUUAAAAAACCCAGAAUUGUUUGCGGACCCUCUUUGCUAUACACAUUAAACGCCGCGCUACACUAGUGGAAUAAAAGGCGACACGCGCGGACGGUUUAAUCGAAUAUGUUGAUAUUAUUGAUAGAUUGCAGACAUGUCAGUAUUCACCAAUAAUGAAUUUUAAUUUUCGUUUAUUAUAUAUAUACUUAGUGACACAUAUACAUAUAUAUACACACACACACACACACACAAUUAACAAAACGUGAUUAUAAUGGAAACUUAAUUAACUUAGUUUUACUUAUUGACUACUAAACUAAACAUAAACACACACAAGCAUAUAUAUAUAUAUAUUUAUAUAUAUAUAUACUUAGUUAUAUAAAUAUGUAGGUGAAACGUUAUGAAAGAAAAAUUAAGCAAAAAAUUAUGCAUUGCUGGUGUGUUUGUUGCAAACAAUUGAUGAAGAAUUGUAUUAUGUCUAUACAAAACGUAUUUAUUAUUGAGUAAAAAUUAAUAUAUAUAUAUAAAUACGUACACACAUACAUAUAUACAUAUAUAUAUAAUACUAAUAAUAUUGCUAUUAACAACUUUAUGACUUAAUGUUAUAAUUGUUUGACUAAUUAAUAAUACAUACAUACACAUAUAUAUGAAAAGUGUAAACAAAAAUUACUGUUUGAUAAAAAAUUAUAAAAUAAAACUAAUAAGUAACUGUAAUAAUCCAAUCUGUGUAUGUUGAAAAAGUAAAUGUAUAUGUAUAUUACGUUUAAUUAUAAUUUCAAAGUAUGCUUUCACAUUAUAUACACACAUACAAACAUACAAACAUACAUUGCUAAAAACUAUAAACAAAAAAUUCAAAAAUAAUUAUAAUUAAAAUUAAAAAUAAUUAAUCUAAAAAAAAAAAGUUAAAAAUAGUUAAAAAUCUACUUUUAGGCGCUUAGCAUAGUCUAGAAUAAAGAAUGUGUAUGUUUGCAGAGCAGUGUAACUAACAAAAAAAAAGCAAAAUUAAAAAUGUUUAGACUCUGUCCUUUCAGUUUUCUAAAAGCGUUAAUUGAAAUUUCGACAAAAAUUGUAAGCAUUAAAGUUAAAAGUAAACUCUUUACAGGGUAUCUUUUUUAUUAUAUUACCAUUAAUUGAUAAUGUCAAUUGUAAAUAUUUGCGACAAAAAAAGUUAUUUAUAUAUACCGUAUAUAUACAUAUAGUUUUAUUAUGAUUUCUAUGUGUUAGUUAUUAUUGUAGGGCGAAAUUGGCGAACGAGAUUUUUAUGUUGCGGCAGAUCAAGCGCAAAAUGUAUUGUGAGACUUAAAAUUGUAUAAGAAUUAAAAACAAAAUAUAUAUACAUACAUAUACAAAAACAAAAUCACAAAAAUUACAUGUUAUUACACACAGUUGAUGUUAAAUGAGUGAGCAUACAAGCUAGCGGAAUUGUAAACGGUACACAAUAUUGCUGUCGAUACGUAAUAGGUGGCAUAAAAUAGUAAAAUAAAUUUAAAAUUUAAAAUUAUUGAAAAAAUAUGUAAAAACUGCGUAAGCAUCACAAUCACUCAGCGUAAAAAUGUUUACAUUUAUUGCAAGUAUUUUACGAUAUAUGAGUGUUAACGGACAUAAAUACAUUUUUUAUUAUUUUGUUUAUAUUUAUUAUUUUAUUAUUUAUUAUAUUUUUUUAUUUUGUUUUUUUUUUAUAUUUUUUUUUCUUAAUAUUUUUUUAUAAUUUUUCUUAUAACUAUCAUACUUUUUUUUAACUUUGCAUACAGCUUUUACUCAAACACACAGCAGUCAGAUAAUUAAAUACAUUUUGAAAAAAUACGCAAAAUUAAUCUCAAAGGUUUAAGGAAAAUAAUUUUCUUUAAAAAUUAAUUUAUUAUUAGUUUCCAUUUUUUGCUCAUUAAUAUUUAUUGACCCGACAAUAUGUAAUAAAAGUCGUUACGUAAAAUUUUUUUAAAUAUAAAAUUACGAAUAAUUAUUCCGUCUUAAAACAUAUAUAUUUUUUUUAACAAUUACAUAUUUUUUUCAUUAUUAUUUUUUUCAAAACUAAUUUUUAUGUUCAAAAUAAUUUUGUUUUUUUCAAUAAUAGUUUCUUUUUUUUUCAAAAAUCAUUUUUUUUUUUUCAAAAUAUAGGUUCCAUUUUCUAAAACUAUUUAUAUGUGUAAAUUUAUAGUUUUCAAGAAAAACAAACAAGUCAUAAAACUUGCUUUCAGAACGACUAGAGAUUAUAAGCUUGCACAGAUUUUCAAAUAGAAUUAACAAUAAAAUAAACUGCAAUAACUGAAAUUCUGCUCAUACAGACUGUGUAAGGAAAUUUCUUUAACUUCAAUUGCGAUUCCCAAUAGUGGCAACUGCUCAACAAACCCCCUACACCCAGUCCUUUUGGUUCUUAAGCCACAAUAAACAGCUAACACACAUAAAAAAACUAUAAUUAUACAAAAUAUAUAUGUAUAGGCACAGCAACAACAACACCAUACACAUAUAUACACACUCAUACCCAAAACUGUAUGUGUACUAUAAUUGUAUUUGUAAUGUAUUAUUUAAUUAUUGUCUUUGCAUUGUUUAAAUUUUUCUAAUUUGAAAAUCAAAAACCGAAAUUCAAAAAAUAAAAAAAAAGAAAUGUGCAAAAAGAAUAAAGAUUUGUAAAGCAUAAGAAAGCCGCAAAAAAUGCUAAAUUAUUAUUGUAAUUGUAUGGUGCCCAGUAGGUGGGUACACAUUUUGGCAGCCAUUCAUGCGUGUAGCAAAGGAAUUUUAAAUUUUUAUUCCCUAAAGAAAAAAAUUUUACAAAAA
Messenger RNA from Zeugodacus cucurbitae (melon fly), 19083 nucleotides. It is a transcript of the gene trx, whose product is annotated as histone-lysine N-methyltransferase trithorax. Gene Ontology annotation, molecular function: DNA-binding transcription factor activity; sequence-specific DNA binding; histone H3K4 methyltransferase activity. The coding region runs from base 2413 to 16239 and encodes 4608 amino acids. Gene Ontology annotation, cellular component: nucleus; histone methyltransferase complex. Lineage: Eukaryota; Metazoa; Arthropoda; Insecta; Diptera; Tephritidae. Gene Ontology annotation, biological process: positive regulation of DNA-templated transcription. The record is from RefSeq and is a predicted model, not a curated record. The transcript is spliced from 10 exons.